CAUGGGAAUUCAAGGCCUGGCCAAACUGAUUGCCGACGUCGCCCCCGGUGCCAUCCGGGAGAAUGACAUCAAGAGCUACUUUGGCCGAAAGGUGGCCAUUGAUGCUUCCAUGAGCAUUUAUCAGUUCCUGAUUGCGGUUCGUCAGGGUGGCGACGUGCUGCAGAAUGAGGAGGGCGAGACUACCAGCCACCUGGUGGGCAUGUUCUACCGCACCAUCCGCAUGAUGGAGAACGGCAUCAAGCCCGUGUACGUGUUUGACGGCAAGCCUCCACAGCUCAAGUCGGGUGAGCUGGCCAAGCGCAGCGAGCGGCGGGCGGAAGCCGAGAAGCAGCUGCAGCAGGCUCAGGCGGCCGGGGCCGAGGAGGAGGUGGAGAAGUACACGAAGCGGCUGGUGAAGGUCACCCAGCAGCACAAUGAUGAGUGCAAGCAGCUGCUGGGCCUCAUGGGCAUCCCCUACCUCGAUGCUCCCAGCGAGGCGGAGGCCAGCUGUGCGGCCCUGGUGAAGGCCGGCAAGGUCUACGCGGCGGCCACUGAGGACAUGGACUGCCUGACCUUUGGCAGCCCAGUGCUCAUGCGGCACCUGACGGCCAGCGAGGCCAAGAAGCUGCCCAUCCAGGAAUUCCACCUGAACAGGAUCCUACAGGAUCUGGGCCUGAGCCAGGAGCAGUUCGUGGAUCUGUGCAUCUUACUGGGCAGCGACUACUGCGAGACCAUCCGGGGCAUCGGGCCCAAGCGGGCCGUCGACCUCAUCCAGAAGCACAAGAGCAUCGAGGCCAUAGUGCGGCAGCUCGACCCCAGCAAGUACCCCGUGCCGGAGAACUGGCUCCACAAGGAGGCCCAGAAGCUCUUCCUGGAGCCCGAAGUGCUGGACCCAGAGUCGGUGGAGCUGAAGUGGAGCGAGCCCAACGAGGAGGAGCUGGUCAAGUUCAUGUGUGGUGAGAAGCAGUUCUCGGAGGAGCGAAUCCGCAACGGGGUCAAGCGGCUGAGCAAGAGCCGCCAGGGCAGCACCCAGGGCCGCCUGGAUGACUUCUUCAAGGUGACGGGCUCACUCUCCUCAGCUAAGCGCAAGGAGCCAGAACCCAAGGGAGCUGCUAAGAAGAAGGCCAAGACGGGGCCAGCAAAGAAGUUAAAGGGGAAAUAAA
Messenger RNA from Elephantulus edwardii (Cape elephant shrew), 1142 nucleotides. RefSeq names its product flap structure-specific endonuclease 1 (gene FEN1). The transcript has a single exon. The coding region runs from base 2 to 1141 and encodes 379 amino acids. Gene Ontology annotation, molecular function: magnesium ion binding; RNA-DNA hybrid ribonuclease activity; DNA binding. Lineage: Eukaryota; Metazoa; Chordata; Mammalia; Macroscelidea; Macroscelididae. The record is from RefSeq and is a predicted model, not a curated record. Gene Ontology annotation, cellular component: nucleus.